This is a messenger RNA of Monascus purpureus, 1047 nucleotides long. The record is from the annotation of a GenBank genome assembly. Lineage: Eukaryota; Fungi; Ascomycota; Eurotiomycetes; Eurotiales; Aspergillaceae.
AUGACAGCCGAUAUGGGUUCUCAGAACGAAUAUGACGAUAAUGGUCUCCCAGGUCCAGGGGCGCCCACCCCUCUCUCUGCUUUGGAGGGUGUCUCUGGGUUAACUACUAGAGAUAUCAAAUUGUUUGUCGACGCGGGGUUUAACACCGUCGAGUCUAUUGCAUACACGCCGAAGCGUGUCUUGGAACAGAUCAAGGGUAUCUCUGAGCAAAAAGCUACUAAAAUAUUGGUUGAAGCUUCAAAACUGGUCCCAAUGGGAUUUACGACGGCUACGGAAAUGCACGCCCGACGAAGUGAGCUCAUCUCAAUCACAACCGGAUCUAAGCAGUUGGACACUUUACUCGGAGGGGGGAUAGAAACCGGUUCGAUCACGGAGAUAUUUGGAGAGUUCAGGACGGGAAAGAGUCAAAUAUGUCACACCCUGGCGGUAACUUGCCAGUUACCAUUCGACAUGGGAGGAGGAGAGGGGAAGUGUCUGUAUAUCGACACGGAGGGAACCUUCCGGCCAGUGCGCUUACUGGCUGUUGCGCAAAGGUACGGGCUCGUUGGCGAAGAGGUUCUAGAUAACGUCGCCUACGCUCGAGCCUAUAACUCCGACCAUCAACUUCAGCUCCUGAAUCAGGCUUCCCAGAUGAUGUGCGAGACACGGUUCUCGCUUCUCAUCGUCGACUCCGCCACAUCUCUUUACCGGACAGAUUUCAAUGGCCGUGGAGAGCUGUCAUCCAGGCAAACCCACCUCGCUAAGUUUAUGCGUACCCUCCAGCGUCUGGCAGACGAGUUCGGCAUCGCCGUUGUCAUCACCAACCAAGUCGUGGCUCAAGUGGAUGGCGGACCGAGCGCUAUGUUUAACCCUGACCCCAAGAAGCCCAUUGGGGGCAACAUUAUUGCCCACGCUAGCACCACUAGAUUAAGUCUGAAGAAAGGACGGGGGGAGACGAGAGUGUGCAAGAUUUAUGACAGCCCGUGUCUCCCGGAAAGCGAUUGCUUGUUCGCGAUUAAUGAAGACGGAAUUGGCGAUCCCAGUCCUAAGGACAUGGAUAAUGAGUAA